UGGUGGUGCGUGCGAGAAGGAAAAUUUCGUACGGCAAUCAUUCACAUCAGCAAUAGCAGCACCAGUAAGAAAAUUUGCAGCAGUUCAAGUCGUAUUUUCAAUUUCAAUUUAAGGUGGAUAACAUAAAUCUGCGUGAAAUUUUCGAUUUUUGGCUAUUAGUGCUCAAGCGGGAGUGUUUGCGUCGCCUUGAAUCACAGUUACAUAAUGUGUAAACAGAUAUUGUUUGAAUUGAUUUGAAAUUUAAGCAGUAGGUUUUUCUGCGACGACGGAGAGGGUUUUUUGGUAACAGUGUGCAAGCGAGAGAUUAGGCUGGACCGUCGAGGAAUGGAAGUGGCUAGCGAACUUCCGGUUUCGAUAGAGAACGGUCCUGUGGAAAAUGGAACCGGUGGUAAAAGCGGCAAAAAGAAACCUAAGCGGAAAAAUAAGGCCAAAAACACCAGCUCUGGUGAUGUGGGCUUGCCGGAAGCAGCUGGCAAGGUAGACGUAGAUGUAAAUAGUACUAGCAUUAAGCAGAACGGAACCCUGGAUGGACCACAUGAGAGCUCUGUGGAUGGGUUGAGUAAAUCGUUAGAUCAAUCUUUGAACUUAGGUACCAAUGAACCAAUAAUGACCAAUGGAACGGUGUCCAGUUCCGAGGAUCCGAACCAGAAGGCAAACGUCAAAGAAACCUCAACCUGUGUAGGAAAAAAGAAACACCGUAGUAAACACCGAUCGAAAGCAGCCAAGGCCUCGAUUCCGGUGAGCGAAAAUGAAUCCCCGACGUUAGCUCCGGAAAGCAGCGAAAAUAGUAGUAAACCCUCACCAGCGGAUUCAGCCAAAGUCUCAGCAGCGCAAAUUGUCCCAGCAAAACCCGUACCGGAAGUGCCACCGGAACCACCGAAGCCUCACAUCGCGUACCAAGUGUACGAAUCGGAGCUGCAGAUGCCAAGCAUCAUGAGCCUGAUCCAGAAGGACCUCUCGGAACCGUACUCGAUCUACACCUAUCGGUACUUCAUACACAAUUGGCCCCGUUUGUGUUUCCUGGCGCAGCACGAGGACCGCUGCGUGGGGGCGAUCGUCUGCAAGCUGGACAUCCACCGACAGACCAUCCGGCGGGGGUAUAUUGCGAUGCUGGCCGUCGACAAGGACUACCGGAAGCUGAAGAUCGGAACCACGCUGGUGCAGAAGGCGAUCCAGGCCAUGCUCGAGGACAACGCGGACGAAGUUGUGCUGGAGACAGAAAUCACCAAUCGGCCAGCGCUGCGGUUGUACGAAAAUCUCGGUUUCGUACGGGACAAGCGACUGUUCCAUUACUAUCUGAACGGUGUUGACGCGCUGAGGCUCAAACUGUGGUUUAGAUAAAACAUAAGCAAACAACACAACAUCAAUUUCAAAUUGAAAAACAAAUAAAACAAAUCAGCUACGACGGGUGGAAGGUACAUAAAACAAAUCGCUAAGUUGCAUUGUGAAACACAUCGUAUAUAUAUAUAUGGAACCAAUUGAGUUAGGUUUUCGGUAUUGUUUUUUUUUCUUCUUCUAUUAGGAAAUCGAAAAUAUUUUGUUGUACUAGUGAUCUAUUUUUCCGCUAUAAAAUAGUGAAAAAAAAAAAGAUUAUCGCCUCACUUUUUAAUGCAUUUUAUCCAGAACAAUCAUAAAAUUUAACAAACUGCGUGUUUGCACUACUUAUUCAAUAGAUGUGUGAAUUUUUUGAAAAAUUCGCAAAUGUUUUUCGAUUGAUUGUUUUCCUUAAUUUGGACAAUUUAUGUAAAAAUUAACUUCACGAACUUUAAUUUUGUUUCAUUUAAAAAAAACAAGAAUGAAAUUAUUACCGGUUGAAGCAAAAAGAAAGAAAAUCGAUCCUCUGCGAUAGUGAAAACAGUGCUAGAAGUUAUAUUAACUAACAAACUAACAUUAUAGUCACUAGUUGAAGCGACAAUUUCAUAAAAUAUAGCAACCAUAACUCGUGUAACGCGUCCCUCUAUUAUCAGGAUCGUGGUGAAAGAUAGAGCAGGGAAACCAUCGUCUGACAACUACCACAUCAAAACUUUAUUUAUUAUAAAAAUAUAUGAAACAAAAAAAAACAAGAAGCCGAUUAUAGCAUAGCAGCAAUAUUUCGAUUGCAGGAUGUGAACAAGAAAUUAAAAAAAAAACGGUUCUGCUGAGUGAAUGAUUUCGAAAAUCUAUAGAUAAACAUGCAGUCUGUUUGAAUUAUAACAAAACAAAAAAUCACGCGGAGAAUUUAUAAUAUGAAAAAGAUGCAUGUGUUUUCUUAAGGCUAAGUUCGAAACAAAAAAAAAAAAAGAAAUCUCGAAUUUCGUGAAAAAACAACAAAUUAACAACACACUUUGUACUGAUCAGCAUUGAAACUGUGUAAAUAAAGAUAAUCGUGAAUAGGCUGGCAAUCUUCUA
This is a messenger RNA of Uranotaenia lowii, 2388 nucleotides long. RefSeq names its product N-alpha-acetyltransferase 30A (gene Naa30A). NCBI's taxonomy places the organism in Eukaryota, Metazoa, Arthropoda, Insecta, Diptera, Culicidae. The record is from RefSeq and is a predicted model, not a curated record. The coding region runs from base 325 to 1341 and encodes 338 amino acids. Gene Ontology annotation, biological process: N-terminal peptidyl-methionine acetylation. Gene Ontology annotation, cellular component: NatC complex. The transcript is spliced from 2 exons. Gene Ontology annotation, molecular function: protein-N-terminal amino-acid acetyltransferase activity.